Molecule: messenger RNA, 2500 nt
Organism: Papilio machaon (common yellow swallowtail)
Lineage: Eukaryota; Metazoa; Arthropoda; Insecta; Lepidoptera; Papilionidae
Product: toll-like receptor 6
Exons: 2
Coding region: 166-2418 (750 amino acids)
Cellular component (GO): extracellular matrix
Molecular function (GO): protein binding
Source: RefSeq, a predicted model, not a curated record
GUCGUUCGAGCCGCACGCUCGCCAGUAACGCGACCCCACUAUGCCACGCGAUUCGCGAUGUCGUUACCACUGCGUGAAUAUUUAUGACGCGAUCGAGCACACCGCCUCAUUAUAAAUGGCACAGCCGACUUCGCUGUCUUACCAUAGUACGCUAAAGACUGUAAAAUGGUAAUAAAACAAACUGUUGUGAAUAGACUCGAAGGAAGAACUUUUAAUCGUAUCAUUGUGUAUGUGUUAUUCUAUUGUCAUGUUGUUGAGAGGAGCACCGCGGCGGAGAUGCCUCACGAGUGCGCCUACCGCAGCUUCGAGGCGGAAGCGCCGGAGAAUGCUAUACUCUUCUGCAAGAUCCGAACUAUUAGCAGUCUGGAGCAUCUGUUGCGGAACAUCAGCCGGACGCAUUUCGACGAUUUGAUUUCCUUGCACGUGCAAUGUAGCGAAAUCCUCUUCUUCGAAAGCACGCUCGCAACUCACACCGACAAAAAUUCCGGAAAGAGCAGCGACUUGAGUAAACUAAGGGAUCUAGUCAUUGACAAAUGCAAGAUACGUCAGAUACCAGCGCGUGCUUUUGAAAACUUUAAGGAUCUGAAACGGUUGCAUGUCACGACACACAACAGUGAAUGGUCCGCUAUGACAAUGGAGCUCCACGAGCAGGCAUUUUCAGGUUUGAAUGAACUCAUCGAGCUCAAUUUAAGUGAUAACAACAUAUGGAGUACGAAAACUGAGACGUUUUGUUGGUUGUAUAGUUUAAAAACUUUAAAUUUAAGUCAAAAUCACUUACAGAACAUAAAGACAGUUGGUUUUUCAGAUUCGUUAAGAGAGCAAAAUUUGAGCGUAAGAAGUUGUAAUUUAGUUUUAGAGACCCUUGAUUUGUCAUACAAUGAUUUGAUUGUUGUUACCGAUAAUAGCCUUUCGAAGCUUCGUUCGUUGUCAAGAUUGUUUCUGCAAAACAAUGCUAUCUCGAGUCUCGAAGUGGGAGCUUUCGCUGGACUUCUCGGCUUACACGUUUUAAAUUUAUCCAGUAAUUUUAUUAAUUCGAUUCCGCCAGAUCUGUUUUCCGAUACCAAAUCUCUUAAGGAAAUAAUAUUAAGUAACAAUACAAUAAACGUGCUGCCGCCUGGUCUUUUCGAAGGCUUAGACCAACUUCAAACAUUAGACCUUUCACAUAACGAACUAACUAGUCAGUGGAUUAAUAAGGGAUCGUUUGUAGGGUUACUGCGUAUGGUAAUUUUAAAUCUCUCAUAUAAUAGACUUACAAAGAUCGAUCGUUACAUGUUUCAAGAUUUGAACAGUUUGCAAAAAUUAAACUUAGAGCAUAAUGACAUUACAAAUAUUGAGGAGCACGCUUUUGAAGAGUUAAGAAACUUGCAUUCCCUGACUUUGUCACACAAUAAACUCUCCCAUAUACAUACUCACCUAUUUACGGAUUUGCAUGUGCUGCAUGAGUUAUUUAUUGAUAAUAAUAAAAUACGACAUAUUGAUGAAAACGCUUUUGACAACAUGACAACUAUAGAGGAUUUGGGAUUGAAUGAUAAUUUAAUGUCGUCCAUACCCUCGUCUAUACGCAAAUUACGGUCUCUGAGGUCACUGGACAUCGGAAACAACAACAUAAGCCAUCUAAGCCGAGAUCAUUUUCGCGGCUUGUCUGAGCUUUUCGGGUUGCGGCUAGUAGAUAACAAAGUUACUUAUUUAAAUGAGGACACCUUCGAACAUUUACCUCAAUUACAAGUACUUAAUUUGGCUUCAAAUAAAAUUAAACAUGUAACUCCCGGCUGUUUUCGUAAAAACAUAAAUCUUAAAUUACUACGUAUGGAUGGAAAUGAGAUAACGUCAUUCGAUGGAAUUUUCUCUACUCUAAACAACUUAGUUUGGCUCAAUAUGUCGGCGAACAAGAUAGUAACAUUCGAUUUCAAAAGUUUUCCUAAUAGCUUAGAGUGGUUAGAUUUGCACAUGAAUCAUAUCGAAAGUUUUUUAAAUGACGACUUGUACUAUACUGGUAAUAUAAAACUAUUGGACCUUAGUCAUAAUAAUAUAAGCCAAUUAACAGUAACAUCCAUACCGAAAACAGUCGAAAAGUUGUACUUAAACGAUAAUUAUAUUCAACAUAUUCAAGUCGCUACGUUUUCCAAGUUACAAAGACUUUCUUUGGUGACUUUAAAUAAUAAUAAACUCGUUCAAGUUGACAUGAAUGCCUUUCGUUUAGAUCAAAUUGAUGAAGAUAGUGAUUUACCUGAGUUCUUUAUAAGCGGAAAUCCAUUUGUUUGUGACUGCUCAAUGGAAUGGAUUCAACGCAUUAAUUAUUUGAGCCACAGUCGACAGUACCCUCGCACAUGUCACCUUCUGAUUUUCUCUGUCCCUACGAAAGCCAUUGUUUCGCUCUGUGUCAUUGUUGCGAUUUUGUUGCUUGCGACUGUGAAAUGAUUUGUCCCAAUAAUUGCAAAUGCUAUCACGAUAUAACAUGGAACGCAAAUGUUGUUGAUUGCUCUAACGCGGGCUAUACAGA